Myripristis murdjan (pinecone soldierfish) is the source of this 2352-nucleotide messenger RNA. Its product is annotated as protocadherin alpha-3-like. Gene Ontology annotation, biological process: homophilic cell-cell adhesion. The coding region runs from base 1 to 2352 and encodes 783 amino acids. Gene Ontology annotation, molecular function: calcium ion binding. NCBI's taxonomy places the organism in Eukaryota, Metazoa, Chordata, Actinopteri, Holocentriformes, Holocentridae. Gene Ontology annotation, cellular component: plasma membrane. The transcript has a single exon. The record is from RefSeq and is a predicted model, not a curated record.
AUGGAACAAAGAGACCUAGGGACAUGGAGGAUUGCUGUCGCGAUUGCUGUGGUUCUGUUAUGGCGCAUGGCCACGGCGCAAACACGAUAUUCUAUUUCUGAAGAAGUGAAAGAGGGGACAGUUGUUGGUAAUGUUGCCAAGGAUUUAGGACUGGACAAGAACACAUUGAAAGAAAGAGGAUAUCGUAUUGUGGCCGGAUCCACUGAGCCCCUUUUCCGGGUAAAUCAGGACGAUGGCAUCCUGUACGUGAACAAAAAAAUUGAUAGAGAGGAGGUUUGUGAGCGGAGCAGUGUGUGCUUGAUUGACUUGAAAACCGUGCUCGAAAAUCCACUGGAAGUACAUUAUGUCUCAGUGGAGAUUUCCGAUGUGAACGACCACACUCCCAGCUUUCCAGAGAAAGAGAAAAGUUUAGAGAUUUUUGAAUCCGCAUUACCGGGUGCAAGAUUUCAGCUUCAAGCUGCUCGCGAUGCUGAUAGUGGUCCGUUUUCUGUCCAGCAGUACAGAUUGAGCCAGAAUGAACAUUUUCGUCUGGAGGUAAAGGAUCGUGGUGAGGAUCGUAAAACUCCUAUACUGAUCCUCCAAAAGCCACUUGACAGAGAAUCUGUGAAGAGCCAUACGUUAUUGCUCACAGCCAUAGAUGGAGGCAAACCUCCUAAGUCUGGGGAAAUGAAAAUAACAGUUAAUGUAUCAGAUGUCAAUGAUAACCCUCCAGUCUUCACCAAGGAUUCUUACUCUGUGCAACUAAAUGAAAAUUCCCCUACUGGCACGACGGUCAUACAAGUACAUGCAAAAGAUUUGGAUGAGGGUUCAAAUGCUGAAAUUGUAUAUUCAUUUGGUAAUGACGUGGAGGCAAAUACACGUGCACGUUUUGAUUUGAACCCAUUAACUGGAGUAAUAAUCGUUGCCGGAGAAAUAGAUUUUGAGGAGAGUAGCAAAUAUGAGAUUGAUGUACAAGCAUCGGACAAGGAAUUAACAUCAGAGAAAAGCGUUACUAUUCAGAUUGUUGACGUAAACGACAAUGCACCCGAGAUCGAGGUGACAUCUUUCUCACGUGCUCUGCCGGAAGAUUCUAAACCGGGAACUACUGUGGCGUUAAUUAGUGUGAAAGAUUCAGACUCUGGUCUCAAUGGAAAAGUGGUGUGUUAUUUAAAUCAAGAUGUCCCUUUUGCGCUCACACCGUCAUUACAGAAUAACAUGUAUUCUUUAGUCAACAAAUUGCUUUUGGAUCGGGAAGAGCAAUCUCAGUAUGACGUAACAAUUGUUGCUAAAGACGCAGGUGAACCAUCUUUGUCAUCUGAAAAAACAAUAAGCAUUGUUGUGUCAGAUGUGAAUGAUAACAAACCACAGUUUUCACUGAGCCCAUAUGUUUUUUACAUUGCAGAGAAUAACGCUCCAGGUGAAUCAGUAUUCUCAGUGAAAGCCUCUGAUCAUGACGAGGGAAAUAAUGCACUUAUAACAUAUCAUAUUAUUAGAGAUGUAAGUGAAGCUAACAAAUAUACUCCAUUUAUGAACAUCAAUACUGAAAAUGGGGAUAUAUUAGCACUAAAAAGUUUUGACUUUGAGACUCUGAAAACCUUCUGGUUCCAAGUUGUUGCCACAGACUCUGGAACUCCAUCACUGAGCAGCAACGUCACAGUGAACGUGUUCAUUCUGGAUCAGAACGACAACGCUCCAGUCAUCUUGUAUCCACUCAGCGCGAACGGUUCUGCUGAAGGUGUGGAGGAGAUUCCCCGCAAUGUGAACGCAGGCCACCUGGUGACUAAAGUGAGAGCUUAUGAUCCAGAUAUAGGAUAUAACGGCUGGUUGUUGUUUUCGCUGCAGGAAGUGAGUGACCAUAGUCUGUUUGGUUUGGACCGCUAUACAGGACAGAUAAGAACACUUCGCUCAUUCACAGAGACAGACGAGGCUGAGCAUAAACUGGUCAUACUGGUCAAAGACAAUGGGAACGUUUCCCUGUCAGCAACAGCUACUGUGAUUGUCAAGGCUGUGGAGCCCAAAGAGGCUUUUGCAGCCUCAGAUGUUAAAAGUGCAGCAAACGUUGAAGAAGAGAGUAAUGUGACAUUUUAUUUGAUAAUAACUUUGAGCUCUGUUUCAACACUGUUUCUCAUCAGUAUCAUCGUUCUGAUUGUAAUGCAGUGCUCCAAACCCACUGACUAUUCCUCCAAGUACUUACAAGACACGAACUAUGACGGGACUUUAUGCCACAGCAUCCAGUACAGAUCUGGAGACAAACGGUACAUGCUAGUUGGACCCAGAAUGAGUAUAGGAUCUACUAUAGUCCCGGGCAGCAAUGCGAAUACACUAGUUCUCCCUGACAGGAGGCAGGCAUCUGGAGAGGUAAGAUUGUUUUAA